This is a messenger RNA of Asparagus officinalis (garden asparagus), 435 nucleotides long. RefSeq lists its product as uncharacterized. The annotation marks the transcript as partial. Lineage: Eukaryota; Viridiplantae; Streptophyta; Magnoliopsida; Asparagales; Asparagaceae. The transcript is spliced from 2 exons. The record is from RefSeq and is a predicted model, not a curated record.
AUGGUCUGUAUCUCAACCCCGAAGUACUCUAUUUCUCUUAAUGGAGCACUGCAUGGAUAUUUCAAGGGGGAAAGGAGAUUGAGACAAGGGGAUCCACUCUCCCCAUACCUCUUUAUUUUGGGAAUGGAGUAUCUUUCAAGGACUUUAGGUCUUCUGGAGUAUGAUAAGCGGUUCAAAUAUCAUCCCAAGUGUGGACUUCAAAUGAAUAAAGAAAAAUCCACAGUUUUCUUUGGGGGGGUUGAGGACUCUGUAAAAGAAACUAUGAGAGCUCAUCUUUAUCCUUCUGAGGGCUCUUUUCCUAUCAGAUAUCUUGGAGUCCCUCUGAUAUGCAAAAGAUUAUCCUAUGAGGAUUGUAAUUCACUCAUCAGUAUGGUCUCUAGUCAGAUUCAGGCAUGGAAUAAAAUCUGGAAGCUCUCAUAUGCAGGAAGGUUACAA